GGAGAAGGCUUGGUCCCUUGCCGUUAGUCCCCCACCCCCCACUGGCUCCUGGGCCAUGCCAGGAGAGUAAUAAGGUGGAAGACAGCAGCCCUGCCUGAUGCCACAGCCAAUGGGAGGCAUGGAGGGGCACCUCUGCAUCCAGGUCUCAGUCCUCAUUCAUUCAACAAAUAUUUAUCCCUGGGCCUGGCAGGCUGCCUCUGGGGUUGCAGUGCCCCCCACGGUAGGGAGGGGGCCUGGACCUGAUACUCUGUCCUCCUCUUCAAGUGGCAAAGCUCAUUUACUCUUUGGUGAUGCAGAGCCAAGGAUUUUACAAGUAGGAAGCCGAGGCUCUGAAAAGUUCAAUUAUUGAUAUUUGCCCUUGGUCCCAGGACCAGAACUGGGCCCCGCAGUGUCCCCCUCUCCUGUGGGGUCAGCCUUACACCUGGGCGCUCAGGGCAGGGACCUCAGGACCUCAGCCUUGCACACAGCUGAAAGUCAUCCCGUACCCAGCCCUCAUGCAGAGAGGUGCCUUGAAAUCUUGCCCGUACUCCCCCUGAAAGGCAUGAGGGGACUUAUCCGUUUCUGCCGCUUCUUGUGUUUCUAUCAGAGUCUUAAUGACAGCGGUCAUCCUCCUCUUAAAUUGGUGGCGGGGUGCUGAUGCCCUGAUCCCUAGGGCCCUGGGGCCUGGGUGCCUUGAACUGGUUACCCAGCCUGGGAUCUGUAGGUACUGAAUUGUGUGGCAUGAAUCUUCAAGGAUUCCCAGCGCCAUGUGCUAGACCAGAGUAAAGGGUAUGGAGAAUCGCCCUCCGCCCUCCCCUGCCCUGGCUGGGGCCCCAGGGCAGCCCAUCCUUCCCUGCCCUCUACCCUGGGGCUCUGCUUCUCUCUGUGGUUCUCAGACUGACUGACUCCUACCUGGAAGGCAGACUGGCCCAGCUGUUGCCCUGCUCACCUUGAGCUCUCCUAACAGCCCUAGGAAGUCAGCAAGGUGAACUUCCACUUUUCAGAGGGGAAAGUCAAGGCACAGCUGGGCCACCCCCCACCCUCCAGCUGGGCUCUGAUGGGGCCAACAUCUUGCUUUGGAGCUCCUCACUGGACGAGUCCGGCCGUAUCACCCUCCCGUCACCACCGGAGGCAGGGCCUCUGGGCUGGGGCAGCUUAUCGGGCGGUAUCUUUUCUCCCCUUGUCCCCUGCUUGCUAUGCACCUUCCGCUCCGCCUCAGCCAUCCUUUGUCACUCUCUGCCUCCCCCACCCCUCCAACCUCUAGUUAUCCAGGCUGCCUCUGUCUCCCUGGGCCGGCCCACCCGUCUCCCCUUCUCCCGCAGCAGGGCCUCACACAGCAGGCUCUGUGGCCUGGGUGGGCAAGGGCAGGGCAGCAGGCUGUUUGAUAAGAAUCAGGAGAUAAGGCCCUUUGGGCUAGGGACACCUGAACCGCCCCUCAUCUUCCACCCGCCUGGGGGGCUACUCCCUGGGAAAGCCCUCCGGUCCAGCUCCUCCAGAGCAGCCCUAAACCUUGGCUCCUCACCUAGACCAGGACCUGCAGACCAGCGACUCCUGGGCCCUCCCUCACCAGGCCUGACCCACACCCUGGCCCAAGGGUGAGGAGCCCCACGGCAGUCUGUGUGGACCCACCACAUGGCGUCCCAUGCAGGGUGAGGAGUGAAUCACAGGAGAGUCCACGUGAACUGGCCCCCUGAGGGCCCAUCUGGACUCCAAUGGGAGGAGACUGAGAUCCAGGGUUGUCCGGGAACCCGCCACCUUCGGCCGUAGCCUGCGCCCCUCCUCCCUACCUCCUCCCUGGCUUUUCCCAGGCACCGCCUUACAGCCAGCCAGUUUCGUCCAUCUGUCCAUCCAUCGGUCCACCACAUGCUCACUCUGUGGCAGGGUACCUGGUGGGAGGGGCCCAUCCACAGCCCUAGAGGGGCUCGCAUAAGGGAGCCCCUCGCUUUGCCCUUGUGGAAUUCAGUAGAGCAGAAAACGGACUCUGGAAGCAGUGACACAAUGCCUGAUGGGGCUGCUGAUGCCUCAAGCGUGGCUCUGGCCAGGACCAGGCACCUCGGGCCCCCCACUGCAGGAAUCAUGAGGGCAGCGGUCCUGUGUCUGAGCCCCCGGCAGCCCGGAAGUGCUCAUCUUAAAGGAACACACUGCGGCUGCCUGCAUGCUAUGGCCCAGGGAACCCAGGAAGCCCGUCUUGAGUCUUAGGUGGGGUCCAAGGAAGCCCCUAGACACCCCAGUCCUGGGCAAGGGAGUAUGCCUGUGCCAGGGACCACCUUAAGCAUACGCCUGGCACUUCUGGCUCCUGGCAAGGCUGGAACCUGGCCCAGAGCCACCUCAAUAACCACAUCCCUGGGGACUAAGUGAUGAUGGAUGGUCCCGGCACCCUACCCGGGCCUGCCAAACUGACUUUCCCAGGGGCUAAGAAUAGUGGGAAGGAUAGCAAGGGCUGAAAGAGGAGGUGGGCAGUUAGGGAGGCUGCUUCCCCUCCUGACAUCUUUGGUACCAGGCAGGACUGUGAUCACUUAGCUAGCAUGGAGGGGAGGGGCUCUGGGGCCGGCCCAGCCUCCAGACAGACAGUCACGGGCCGUGAGAAAGCAGCUCCCCUUGGGUGAUGGCGCCAAACCCCCAGGCACGGGGCCAGACCCCAACCCCCAAGUGGCAGAGUGGCCACUUUUUGCAUCACUUCCCUCCCAGCUCCCACUCCAUCAGUAGGAUUUGGAGACUCCGAGGGAGGGGUGGUUUUAGGCAAGCAGGACACCCUGCUGAUCACGAGAGAAACCAGCUGCGCCUCUUCACACCAGAGCCUGCCCCCCACCGCACAGACCCUGCUGCUCUGAUGCUCGCAACCCCAGAGGAGCGUGCACCCGUGAGGACCUCUUUGUCCCAGCUGUGCAACCCCAGCCAGAUGUGGGGGGCAGCUGCCCAGAGGCAUGCCCCCCAUCCAGCCACGCUACCCCCACCUCUCCCUGCUGCUGCUGCUGCUGGCCUGCCAGCCAGAGACCCCCUCCGCUCAGGUGAUGGAUUUCCUGUUUGAGAAGUGGAAACUCUAUGGUGACCAGUGUCUCCACAACCUGAGCCUGCUGCCCCCGCCGACUGAGCUGGUCUGUAACAGAACCUUUGACAAAUAUUCCUGCUGGCCGGAUGCCCCUCCCAACACCACGGCCAACAUCUCCUGCCCCUGGUACCUGCCCUGGUACCACAAAGUGCAGCACCGCCUCGUCUUCAAGAGGUGCGGGCCCGAUGGGCAGUGGGUGCGUGGGCCUCGGGGGCAGCCGUGGCGAGAUGCCUCCCAGUGCCAGAUGGACGACGAGGAGCUUGAAGUCCAGAAGGAGGUAGCCAAGAUGUACAGCAGUUUCCAGGUGAUGUACACGGUGGGCUACUCCCUGUCCCUGGGGGCCCUGCUCCUGGCCCUCGCCACCCUGUUGGGCCUCAGUAAGCUGCACUGCACCCGCAACUACAUCCACAUGAACCUGUUCGUGUCCUUCAUGCUCAAGGCCAGCUCCGUGCUGGUCAUCGACACGCUGCUCAAGACGCGCUACAGCCAGAGGAUCGGGGACGACAUCAGCGUGAGCGUCUGGCUGAGUGAUGGGGCAGUGGCCGGCUGCCGGGUGGCCACGGUGUUCAUGCAGUAUGGCGUAGUGGCCAACUACUGCUGGCUGCUGGUGGAGGGCGUGUACCUGCACAGCCUGCUGAGCCUCGCCACCGUCCCCGAGAGGAGCUGCUUCCCCCUCUACCUGGGCAUCGGCUGGGGUGCCCCCAUGCUGUUCGUCAUCCCCUGGGCCGUGGUGAAGUGUCUGUUUGAGAACAUCCAGUGUUGGACUAGCAAUGACAACAUGGCCUUCUGGUGGAUUCUGCGCUUCCCUGUCUUCCUGGCCAUCGUGAUCAACUUCUUCAUCUUCAUCCGUAUCCUUCACCUCUUGGUGGCCAAGCUGCGAGCCCACCAGAUGCGUUAUACUGACUACAAAUUCCGGCUGGCCAAGUCCACACUGACCCUCAUCCCCCUGCUGGGAGUCCACGAGGUGGUGUUCGCCUUUGUGACCGAUGAGCACGCCCAGGGCACCCUGCGCUCCGCCAAGCUCUUCUUCGACCUCUUCCUCAGCUCCUUCCAGGGUCUGCUGGUGGCCAUUCUCUACUGUUUCCUCAACAAGGAGGUGCAGUCAGAGCUGCUGCGGCGCUGGCAUCGCUGGCGUGAGGGCAAAGCACUGCAGGAGGAGCGCCACGCUGGCAGCCACACAACCAGGCCCCUCAGGGGCCCCCCCAGUGAGAAGCUGCUGCUUGCAAGGGGCAGUGGCAGCAAUGGGACUAGCCAGGACCCCUCUACCGAGACCCGCUUGGCUGGUGGCCUUCCUGGAUCGGCCGAAAACCCCCAGUGAAGCCCCCAGAACUCCAGCUGGGGCUGGACUCAGAGGCCCAGAGAGGCCAUCACCAGAAAUCUGGAACUGAUGUCCAACAGAGGCUAGAGUGUGGAAGCAAGACAGCACCCCUGUCCACACAUUCCCCAGUGUCGUGGUUUGAGGGGCACCUGCUCUAUGCCCAGGGGUGGGGGAUGGCGUGCGGUGGGAAAGCUGUUCUGCGAACAUGGGCCCCUUUGUCAUCCUGGGUGUCAGCAUGCCCAUGUUCAAGGAAAUGUGUCCUCCAACAAUAAAGAGCUCUGUGUACA
This is a messenger RNA of Capra hircus (goat), 4633 nucleotides long. It is a transcript of the gene GCGR, whose product is annotated as glucagon receptor. The transcript has 13 exons. The record is from RefSeq and is a predicted model, not a curated record. Gene Ontology annotation, biological process: cell surface receptor signaling pathway; adenylate cyclase-activating G protein-coupled receptor signaling pathway. NCBI's taxonomy places the organism in Eukaryota, Metazoa, Chordata, Mammalia, Artiodactyla, Bovidae. Gene Ontology annotation, cellular component: plasma membrane. The coding region runs from base 2904 to 4346 and encodes 480 amino acids. Gene Ontology annotation, molecular function: glucagon receptor activity; peptide hormone binding.